AAUAUAUCACCCAAAAUGAAGUUCACUCUUUUCUGUGUUGCUCUGGCUGCUCUUAUGUCCAUGGGACAGUGUAAUCCGGACUUUCGCCAAAUAAUGCAGCAGUGCAUGGAGACGAACCAAGUGACGGAGGCCGAUCUCAAGGAGUUCAUGGCCAGCGGGAUGCAGAGCAAUGCCAAGGAGAACCUCAAGUGCUACACCAAGUGCCUGAUGGAGAAGCAGGGCCACCUCAUCAACGGCCAGUUCAAUGCCCAGGCGAUGCUCGACACCCUCAAGAAUGUGCCCCAGAUCAAGGACAAAAUGGACGAGAUUGCCUCGGGAGUGAAUGCCUGCAAGGACAUCAAGGGCAGCAACGAUUGCGACACCGCCUUCAAGGUGACCAUGUGCCUGAAGGAGCACAAGGCCAUUCCCGGACAUCACUAAUGCCCGUUCGCAAUGUUUUUCGGUUCCAAAACGUUGCUUAGUUGCAUUUUGUUAAAUAAACUUCAAGUUCAAGUUUAAGCAAAGUUUAUUUGUAGAAAUAAGACCAGAAAGAACUACCUUUCAUGUCUUUUAACCUUCGAAGUCGAUGUAAAAAUCUUAAAA
Messenger RNA from Drosophila teissieri, 582 nucleotides. It is a transcript of the gene Obp56h, whose product is annotated as general odorant-binding protein 56h. The record is from RefSeq and is a predicted model, not a curated record. NCBI's taxonomy places the organism in Eukaryota, Metazoa, Arthropoda, Insecta, Diptera, Drosophilidae. Gene Ontology annotation, biological process: sensory perception of smell. Gene Ontology annotation, molecular function: odorant binding. The coding region runs from base 16 to 420 and encodes 134 amino acids. The transcript is spliced from 2 exons.